AUGGCAUUCCAAGCAGACCUGGGCAGUAUUGGUACCAAAAGCAUCGAAAUAGAUGAGAAAAAUGAGUCCGCUGCACGUUUACCAGAUUUAGCUCCAUAUGAUGUCAACUACGAUGAGUUUGGACCACGUUUUGCGGAUCUUCCGAUGGAGAUUCUGCUAAAGAUGUUUUCUUACCUUACUCCAUCGGAACGGCGAGAGGCGGGACUAACCUGUCGCCGUUGGUACGAGGCCACUCACCAUACGGCAUUUAUGGACAGAUACUGGCUCGUCCUAAAGCGCUUCGAGUCCGAUGAGAAUGAACUGUUCAUGCAGCACCUGCUUGACUACUCCCACCAUUUCCCGAACAUCGAGCUGCGGGAGGUUGAUUUCGAUCGGCUCGGUAACUUCUUCGCUCAAUUCGGACUACACAUACGUAGAAUCGUAUUCGAUGCGUGCGACCUGGAGGAGCGCACACUAUUCACCAUCCUGAGCCACCUAUCUGGAUUGCAGUCGCUCUCGAUACGCUCUUGUCAAAUCCCGUAUACGUCCAAGAGCGUGCUGGACGAGAAUCCAACCGAACAGGCGGCCCUCCGUCAAACGUUGUCUGGCGUGACGGAGCUGUCCGUUGCCAACAUCAACGACACACUCCUAGACCGGCUGGUGGAAUGUAUGCCUUCGCUGUGUUCGCUCGGGCUUGUGCGCCGUGUCAUGUACUUUAAUUCCGAGCGAUUGCGACGCAAAUUCUUCCCAGGCUACAUAUUUAAGAACUGUUUUAACAGCGCAAGAGAGCUGAAGGAGCUACCCGUCAUGGUGCCAGAGCUUCAACUCAAACGGCUCGAGUUGGAAGAAACGACGGGAAUAGGUCCUCGUUGUGGGAAUGCUAUGGAGACGGUGAACCUAUUCUUUUCUAUGCUGCUUCGAACGCAAGCGAACCAUCUGCAGCAUCUCAACCUUUCAACCUGGUACAAGAUGGGUAAUCACACUCUGAAACAGAUUUGUCAGGAACUUCCGGGGUUGCGUGUACUCAAGAUGCGCAAGUGUAAGAUCAGCAACCAGGGCCUGCAGCAGCUAUCGCAACUAACCCAGCUCGAAGUGCUCGACAUUUCGUACUGUAAGGCCAUCAAUGGUGAAGGAAUCGUCGAUGGAAUCGCCUCCAAGAAGAAUGAUGUUCUGAGGGAGCUGUACAUCGGUGGGUUGGAUUUGUCCGAGCGGUCGAUCAUUGCCAUUACGGAGACCUUGGGAGAGUUGCGUGUGCUCGAUCUUGGCUACUGCUUCCAUGCCAUGUCCGACCUCUGUGUGCAGUUCAUUUGCCGCAAUUUGGUUCGCCUGACGCACCUGACACUGGAUGGCUGCAGGAAGGUGUCGGACGGUGGCCUGACUGGGCUGGGUAUGCUCGAGCAGGUGCAGCACCAUAUGCAGGCAGCUACUGAGGAUUCUUCAACGGAAGGAAACCGAAUCCAAAAUGCACACCAAAAGGCUGCUGCUCCCGAAGCAGACGAAGUUCAACCAAAGCUUACCGUUCCACAAGUCCAACCUAUCCGCAUCCCGCUUCGUAGGUGUGCUGAGCAGGAAAUUGUGAACGAUGCCGAAAGGAAGCGCCAACGCAUGGAAGCGAUGGAGCAGAAGGAAAGCAUGUCGCAGCAGGCGUCUUCAUCGACUACUGCGUUCAGUUGCUACUCGAUCGAACGACUCCAGCAGCUCCGUGUGCUCAACCUAGCCGGCUGCUAUAGCCUGACCGACGUGUCGCUCCUGUUCAACUUCCGGCUCGUUGAGCUCCGCAAACUAUCGCUCGCCGCCUGCAAACAGUUCACGCACGAAGGUGUCCACGCACUGGUGCGGGAUUGUCCCGCUAUCGAGCAGUUGGAUCUGAGCGAGUGCUACAACAUCAAGGACGAAACCGUACGCCAGAUCGUGAUCCAUUUGCGGCGGCUGCGGGUGCUCAGCCUGCGCGGCUGCUACCAGCUGACCGACUACAGCCUCGACUACAUCGCGUCCCAUUGCCACCGGCUGCGGGUGUUGGACGUUCGCGGUUGCAAGCAGAUGGACGGUGAGCCGGCCCGUCGGCUAGUGAACCUGAAGCAACUCACCACGAUUCAUAAGGGCGAGUAA
Anopheles coustani is the source of this 2088-nucleotide messenger RNA. Its product is annotated as F-box and leucine-rich repeat protein 13-like. Gene Ontology annotation, molecular function: protein binding. Lineage: Eukaryota; Metazoa; Arthropoda; Insecta; Diptera; Culicidae. The record is from RefSeq and is a predicted model, not a curated record. The transcript is spliced from 2 exons. The coding region runs from base 1 to 2088 and encodes 695 amino acids. Gene Ontology annotation, cellular component: SCF ubiquitin ligase complex. Gene Ontology annotation, biological process: SCF-dependent proteasomal ubiquitin-dependent protein catabolic process.